GUCCUGGCGUUGGAAGAGGAGGAGGAGGAGGAGGAGGAGCCUGCGGCGCCGGAGCCCGGCACAAAGUGAAACUCCUGGAAGCCGCGCGCCCUCGGGCAGGACCCCGCCCCGGCUCCCCUGUGCUCCCGGCGCCCAUGGCGCUGAGCAAAGGGCUGCGACUGCUGGCGCGGCUGGACCCCACCGGCCCGAGCAGCGUGCUGCUGGAGGCGCGGGGCCGCGGCGACUGUCUACUCUUUGAGGCCGGCGCGGUGGCCACGCUGGCUCCGGAAGAGAAGGAAGUCAUUAAAGGACUGUAUGGGAAGCCGACGGAUGCCUAUGGCUGCCUCGGGGAGCUGAGUUUAAAAUCCGGUGGCGUCCCCUUGAGCUUUCUGGUGUUGGUGACAGGCUGCACGUCAGUGGGCAGAAUUCCAGAUGCAGAGAUCUACAAAAUCACUGGCACUGAGUUUUACCCCCUGCAGGAAGAGGCCAAGGAAGAGGACCGCCUGCCAGCCUUGAAGAAAAUCCUGAGUUCAGGGGUGUUCUAUUUCGCAUGGCCCAAUGAUGGCGCCUGCUUCGAUCUGACCAUCAGGGCUCAGAAACAGGGUGAUGACUGCUCUGAAUGGGGGACCUCCUUCUUCUGGAACCAGCUAUUGCAUGUGCCUCUGCGGCAGCACCAGGUGAACUGUCAUGACUGGUUGCUGAAAGUCAUCUGUGGGGUGGUGACCAUCCGCACGGUUUAUGCCUCCCACAAGCAGGCCAAGGCCUGUCUCAUCUCUCGCAUCAGCUGUGAACGCGCAGGUGCUCGCUUCCUCACCCGGGGUGUGAACGACGAUGGCCACGUGUCCAACUUUGUGGAGACAGAGCAGGCGAUUUACAUGGAUGAUGGAGUGUCGUCCUUUGUCCAGAUCCGAGGCUCCGUUCCGCUGUUCUGGGAGCAGCCAGGGCUCCAGGUUGGCUCCCAUCAUCUGAGACUGCACAGAGGCCUAGAGGCCAACGCCCCUGCUUUUGAAAGGCACAUGGUGCUUCUGAAGGAGCAGUACGGGCAGCAGGUGGUGGUGAACCUGCUGGGAAGCAGAGGCGGUGAGGAGGUGCUCAACAGAGCCUUCAAGAAGUUGCUCUGGGCUUCUUGCCACGCAGGCGACACGCCUAUGAUAAAUUUUGACUUCCAUCAGUUUGCCAAAGGUAGGAAGCUAGAGAAAUUGGAGAACCUGUUGAGACCUCAGUUAAAACUACACUGGGAUGACUUUGGCGUAUUUGCGAAGGGCGAGAAUGUAAGUCCACGGUUUCAGAAAGGCACUCUGCGGAUGAACUGUCUCGACUGUCUGGACAGAACCAACACUGUACAGUGCUUCAUUGCUCUUGAGGUGCUUCAUCUGCAGCUUGAGAGCCUAGGGCUGAAUUCCAAGCCCAUCACUGACCGCUUCGUGGAGUCCUUCAAAGCCAUGUGGUCUCUGAAUGGGCAUGGCCUGAGCAAGGUGUUCACAGGGAGCAGGGCCCUGGAAGGAAAGGCCAAGGUGGGGAAGCUGAAGGAUGGGGCUCGAUCCAUGUCUCGUACCAUCCAGUCCAACUUCUUCGACGGGGUGAAGCAGGAGGCCAUCAAGCUACUGCUAGUUGGAGAUGUCUACAAUGAAGAGUCUACAGACAAAGGCAGGAUGCUGCUGGACAACACGGCCCUUCUGGCAACACCCAGGAUCCUGAAGGCCAUGACAGAACGCCAGUCAGAAUUCACAAAUUUCAAGCGGAUCCAGAUUGCUAUGGGGACCUGGAAUGUGAACGGAGGAAAACAAUUCCGUAGCAAUCUCCUGGGGACCACUGAACUCACUGACUGGCUCCUGGAUGCACCCCAGCUCUCAGGAGCAGUGGACUCUCAGGACGAUGGCGGUCCCGCUGACAUAUUUGCCGUCGGGUUUGAGGAGAUGGUGGAGCUGAGUGCAGGAAAUAUUGUCAAUGCCAGCACCACCAACAGGAAGAUGUGGGGUGAGCAGCUCCAGAAAGCCAUCUCCCGAUCCCAUCGGUACAUCCUCUUGACCUCAGCACAGCUGGUGGGCGUCUGUCUUUACAUCUUUGUACGUCCGUACCACGUCCCGUUCAUCAGGGAUGUGGCCAUCGACACCGUGAAGACCGGUAUGGGGGGAAAGGCAGGGAAUAAGGGCGCCGUGGGUAUCCGCUUUCAGUUCCACAGCACUAGCUUCUGCUUCAUCUGCAGUCACCUGACGGCUGGGCAGUCUCAGGUGAAGGAGAGGAACGAAGACUACCGGGAGAUCACGCACAAGCUCUCCUUCCCUUCGGGGAGAAACAUAUUUUCACACGAUUAUGUGUUUUGGUGUGGCGAUUUCAACUACCGCAUCGAUCUUACUUACGAAGAAGUCUUCUAUUUUGUUAAACGCCAAGACUGGAAGAAACUUAUGGAAUUUGAUCAGUUACAGCUACAGAAAUCAAGUGGGAAAAUUUUUAAAGACUUUCAUGAAGGAACCAUUAACUUCGGACCCACCUACAAGUAUGACGUUGGAUCGGCUGCCUAUGACACAAGUGACAAGUGCCGGACCCCAGCCUGGACAGACAGGGUGCUGUGGUGGAGGAAGAAGCAUCCGUACGAUAAGACAGCUGGCGAACUCAACCUUCUAGACAGUGAUCUAGACGGUGAUGCCAACAUCAGACAUACCUGGUCUCCGGGCACUCUCAAGUACUACGGCCGUGCCGAGCUGCAGGCAUCUGAUCACAGACCUGUGCUGGCCAUCGUAGAGGUGGAGGUUCAAGAGGUCGAUGUGGGAGCCCGGGAGAGAGUCUUCCAGGAAGUGUCCUCUGUCCAAGGCCCGCUGGACGCCACUGUUGUUGUAAACCUUCAGUCUCCAACCCUUGAAGAGAGAAAUGAAUUUCCAGAGGACCUGCGCACAGAACUUAUGCAGACUUUGGGGAAUUAUGGGACGAUUAUUCUGGUCAGGAUCAACCAAGGGCAGAUGCUGGUGACAUUUGCAGACAGCCACUCAGCUCUCAGUGUGCUGGAUGUGGAUGGUAUGAAGGUGAAAGGCAGGGCCGUGAAGAUUCGACCAAAGACCAAAGAUUGGCUAGAAGGCUUGAGAGAGGAGCUCAUUCGGAAGCGGGACAGCAUGGCCCCUGUGUCUCCCACCGCCAACUCCUGCUUGUUGGAGGAGAACUUUGACUUCACAAGUCUGGACUAUGAGUCAGAAGGGGAUGUUCUUGAAGAUGAUGAAGACUACUUAGCGGAUGAGUUUGGUCAGCCUGUAGUCUCAGACAGUGAGCUUGGAGGAGACGACUCUUCUGAUACCAUGAGCGCCUCGACACCUGCCAGCAAGUCUCCCGCACUGGCUAAAAAGAAGCAACAUCCAACGUACAAAGACGACGCUGACCUGAUGACGUUAAAGCUGGAGCUGGAAGUUGCUGGGAAUUUUCGCCACCGUUCUCCGAGCAGGUCCCUGUCUGUCCCCAAUAGGCCUCGGCCACCUCACCCUCCACAAAGACCCCCCCCUCCAACUGGCUUAAUGGUGAAGAAGUCUGCCUCAGAUGCGUCUAUCUCCUCCGGAACCCACGGGCAAUAUUCCAUCUUGCAGACCGCGAAACUUCUUCCAGGAGCACCUCAGCAACCGCCCAAGGCUCGAACUGGAAUAAGUAAACCUUACAACGUCAAACAGAUCAAAACCACCAAUGCUCAGGAGGCGGAAGCAGCUAUCCGGUGUCUCCUGGAAGCUGGCGGAGGUGUCCCAGAGUCAGCCCCGGGUGCCACGCCCCUGAGAAACCAAGGGUCUUCUAAGCCAGAGGCCUCCCUGGGGCCUCCAGUCCUACCGCGCCGGCCUGUUCCAAGGGUUCCCACUAUGAAGAAACCAACUUUGAGGAGAACAGGAAAGCCCAUGUUAUCAGAAGAACAGUGUGAACAGCAGCCUGUCCAUUUUACAAUGGCUUCCCAGGAAAUGAACCUUGAGACCCCUCCUCCAAUAACAGCUCCCAUCCCGCCUGUUCCCAAACCAAGAACAUUUCAGCCUGGGAGAGGUGUUGAGAGGAGGCCGAGUGGUGGCAAGCCAGAACCGGAUGACGCUCCUCCUGUGACAGGCGCUGUGGAGUUAUCGUCUCCAGAGGCCCCAGAGGCCCCGUCCCUGGCUCCCAAGGUGCCUCCUAGGAGGAAGAAGUCUGCACCAGCAGCCUUCCACCUGCAGGUCCUGCAGAGCAACAGCCAACUUCUGCAGGGCCUCACAUGCUCCAGCAGUUCUCCGUCCCCACCAAAGCCUGACACCCCCCUGCUCUAUCCGCAAAUGGCACUUGGCACUUCAUCUGCUAUAAGUCCCGAAACUGAUGGCCCCAGAGUGACGGAGCCCGAGGCAGCCUCUUUUCAUGGCGAUUACCCAGAUCCCUUCUGGAGCCUUCUCCACCACCCCAAGCUGUUGAAUAAUAAUACCUGGCUGUCCAAGAGCUCUGAGCCUUUAGACUUGGGGUCCAGGACCCCUGAGAGGACACACACAGACUCAGCGCAGGUCAAUGCAUCAGUGGUUGAGAGGGGGCUUCCACCAGACCAUGGGGGUAAAGACUUCAGUCACUGGAUGGCCGCCAGUAACAAAGACAAGAGGACAACAUUAGGCGUUUGACCCACAGGCAAGAACAUGGCCUGUUGGCUCUGUAGAUGCUCUCAUUUCAAACGCUCACCUUCCUCAUGUGGGCAUUGCUUGACCUGGUCAAAAGGGAUGUUGAUGUAAAGGCACACUGAAACCCUUUGUUUAUCUGUCACUCUGUGUAGUGAAUGAAAACUGUCUCCCAUUCAGUACAGUUAUCCAGCCACCCAAACGUUCCAUUCAAGGUCUGUGCAUUUUAAGCUUGCUCUCAGGACACUGGGAAAUGUGCUGUUGCAUUCGGGAUAUGGAUUUUAAAGGGAAGAAAUCUAGAUUCCCAAGACGCUCUCAUCUGCGGAAUUUUAAGUGGUUGUUCAAUAUAUGUUUGUGUGCCAUUUGCUUGUUGGUUUUGUUUGUGUUUUUACAGAUUUGGGAUAAGUGGUUAGGUUCAUAAAAGAUGACAUCAAAAGCAGUCGGGACCUUAAGAGCUGUUGUGACCCACUUGAAACCACAUUAAGAAAAAAAAAAAAGAAUCAGAGCUGAAAACAGCGAAUAGGUCAACAGCAUGCCUGGACCGUACAUUCCUGUGAGCCUUUUUAUGGAAUUGCCCUUUAUAGCUGCAGGUUCUGCUGCUUCAGGCUCUGCAGAAAAGACCUCGUCUGUGCUGCGCAUGUGUGUUUCCUGUCAUUCUCUAAAUGCUACAGCAUAACAGAUGUAAGUCAUUUGGAGACCGUUGAAUAAGAGGGUGUGUAAAGACUAUACAAAUACUGUGCCGAUGAGGACCUGAGCAUCUAAGGAUUUGGGUACCUCAGGGGGUCCUGGAAUUGAUCUCCCAUAGAUACUCAGGUGACUACCCAUGUGUGAUUAGCUUUAACUAUGUUUAUGUCCUAUGAGAGCUGGUGGCAAUACUGUUUUGGUUGUGGCGUUUGACCACGAGUUUACCCUCCACUCAGAUAUGGACCAGCUGACUCCUGCAUGCCCUGUACACAGCUGGUCUUGAACCAUGGUGUGCUGCUUAAACUAAUUUAUACACCCUCUAGAUGAGACUUCCCUCCUCCUCUUGUCUGUGCCCCAUAAAGGCACCAAAUGUGAAAACUCAUCCUGGCCCAUCAUGGCUGAUUUUCAUUUGUGUAGUAUGUGAUGUUCACAGCAACCCAUGAGGUCAUAUUUCCAAGACGGCGAGUCUGGGCUUGUUUUCUGAGGUCUUUUGGGUCUGUUUGUUGCUUUUUUGCAUUCAUGCAUUUCUAAUACUUCUUAUCUCUUCAAGAAUUGACAGACACCUUGAUGCUAUUUUAUAUUUUAAAGAAUUAUAAUGUCUGGAAUCUAUUUGAAGCAUAUAUCACAUUUUUGCGUAUAAAAAGCUCAUUAGCUAAAGAAGGCUGAGUUUGGAGGGUCAGGAGGUCAAGACCAGCCUGGGCAACAGAGCAAGAUUUUAUUUUCAGAAGGAAAGAAAUUCAUUAGCAAAUCGUGUUAUGCCAACCUCCAUAUUUAGGAGUCUUUCGCAUCACAGACCCAUACCCAAUGUCCUGUGUAGUUCCCUAUGGCCAAUCCUGCACAGGGAUUAGUAUUGGCCAUUCAGAAAUUAUUUUACUGUCAUGUUCAAGAUAUUUUGCAAAUUAUUUAAAUCUGGCAUUCAAGAACAAAACUCCAUGCAUCUACAGUCAUCUGAAGAUUGAUCUGAGAAGCCAUUGGCCCACAGAGAUGAACAGAACAAUAUGCAUAUUUGGCAGUUAAAAAAAUUUGGUGUGGGGGCUGGAGAGAUGGCUCAGCAGUUAAGAACACUGGCUGCUCUUCCAGAGGACCCAGGUUUGGUUCUCAGCAUAGUAAUUCACGACCAUCUGUAACUCCCAUCUCACCAGACCCAUUGUUUCUUCUGACCUCUGAGAACCCUGUAUGCACAAGGUGCCCAGACAUACAUGCAGACAAGUAAAUAAAAUGGACAGACAACAACUUACCAAUAAACAAAAUAAAGGAAAAUUAAAGGUGACAUGCAGAUGAGCAA
Messenger RNA from Rattus norvegicus (Norway rat), 6537 nucleotides. RefSeq names its product synaptojanin 2 (gene Synj2). Gene Ontology annotation, cellular component: presynapse; mitochondrion; cytoplasm. NCBI's taxonomy places the organism in Eukaryota, Metazoa, Chordata, Mammalia, Rodentia, Muridae. Gene Ontology annotation, molecular function: phosphatidylinositol-4-phosphate phosphatase activity; inositol-1,4,5-trisphosphate 5-phosphatase activity; phosphatidylinositol-3,5-bisphosphate 3-phosphatase activity. Gene Ontology annotation, biological process: phosphatidylinositol dephosphorylation. The record is from RefSeq and is a predicted model, not a curated record.